AUGGUGCAAUGCUUGAAACAGAAAGGCCAUGUGGUUGCAGUGACAGGUGACGGCACAAAUGAUGCACCGGCGUUGAAAGAAGCUGAUAUAGGACUUUCUAUGGGAAUUCAAGGCACGGAAGUUGCCAAAGAGAGCUCAGAUAGUGUGAUCAUGGAUGAUAACUUUGCAUCAGUGGCCACAGUUUUGAAAUGGGGAAGAUGGGUUUACAAUAACAUCCAGAAGUUUAUCCAAUUCCAGCUCACUGUCAAUGUUGCAGCUCUUGUGAUCAACUUUGUAGCAGCAAAUUCGCAAUGCUCGACAAGAAGAAAGGUUGAAGGCUCUAGAGCAGUAGAUGGUUGCAAAAGCAGAAUGCCAUUUUCUUUGGUGUUUGCUAAGAGUGCUUUUUUGAACAGCAAAAAGCAACGCAAUUUCAAUGCACCCAAGUUUCGCAUGCAGGGUGGUCGACAUGCUGCUGCUCAGCUCAAUUGA
Molecule: messenger RNA, 468 nt
Organism: Prunus armeniaca (apricot)
Lineage: Eukaryota; Viridiplantae; Streptophyta; Magnoliopsida; Rosales; Rosaceae
Source: the annotation of a GenBank genome assembly